AUGCAGGGCGGCAAGUCACUGCAGAGGAUCAACUUUGACAAUGUGGGGCCAAUUGCCAGCUCGAGCCUGUUGCAGUUUGUGAAUGGCUUUGUGCUCUCCUCUGUUCAGUUCCUCAAUCGCUUCUCGGGCGUGUGCGAGGAGAAGCUCGGCAAGGUGGCCAUUCAGCUCUCCCGUCUCGAGGCCACCAUGGCCAUUCUCGAGGCCAAGCUCGAGUCAGUUCCAGGCCUUGAUCAGUACAACAUACCCAUUGCAGACUCGGACUCAGAGUCGGACGAUGCAUCGCCUGCUGCACACAGGCCAAACGGUGUCCGUGACUCGACGGCCGAAGAGUCUCCGGCGCCUGCUGCGCCUGCUGCCGCCGCUGCUCCUGUCGCUGCUGUACGGCUCGUCAAGGACAACCCAAAGUACAAGAAGUUCUUCCUCCAGAUGCGGAUGGGUGUGGACGAGCGCAACAUCCGCAAUCAGAUGAUGAUUGCCGGCCUCAAUCCGGACCUCAUCACCACACCCAACGCGCCCGAUCCGGAUGUGGAAGGCGCUCUCGGCAACGAGAUCACUCCAGUCCCCGGCAGUCCCAAGCGGGCCAAGAAGCUUACGUCGUCACCAGAGGCGUCGCUGGACGAUGGCGAGACGCAGGGCUUGGUGGGCAUGGACGAGGUGGCGGGUGGCGACGGCUCCGAAACUGCGACCUUUUUUGGGACGGUCCUUGCUGCCGCAGGCGUCCGGCUCGACGCCACGCCAGCAAGCCAUGGCCUGACCGCACCUCCGGCUGCAGUCCGCCAGGCGCUCAAGACCAAGCUGUACUUUGACGAUACCGCCCGCGAGGCCUUUGUCAACUCGCUCCUCGAGUACCUCGACGAGGGCCCCGAGUUCCUGGUCAAGGCUCUGCGGCCCAUGGUCCAAGUCAAGACCACGCCCGGGAGCGCCGGCCUCGCCGGCACGCCUGCGGCCUCGGCCGAGCCGCUUCUUCGGCUCUGCCUCGGCGUCGAGCCGGUCCAGACUCAGCUGGCCCUCGCUCUGCUCGAGGCCAUUCCCGAGCAUGCUGACGACUCGCCCGAGGUGCCCAAGCUCAUUCUUGCCGCUUUUCGCUGGCUUGACACCGUUGUCGAUGGCGCGGCCAUUGCCACCAAGCUCCUCGAGCUGCUCGACGCUGUGAGCAACGAGCUUCAGCGCGAGCUCAUCCUGUUUCUCCCGGAGAUUGUCGACGACGCCGCCCACGCCACCGUGGUCAAGGCGCUGCAGGCGCUCAUGGAGGAGAAGCCGUUCCUUGCCGUCCCCAUUCUCGACACGCUUGCCAACCUGCAUCUGGAGGGCGACUUGCUGGUGGUCAUCCGCGCGGCUGUCCUCUCGCGCCUGGCGUCGGUGCCCAUCGAUGAGGCGCCAAUCAUGGUCAAGUUCCUCCUGCAGACCUCGGCGUCGUCAGCGGCUGCACUCGGUGUUGUCAUCCGCGAGCUGCGGGCCAACCUCGACUUUGUCUCCGAGGCUGCGCCUGGUGCCAGCGCGGCAGCCUCGGAGACGGCGGUGGGUGAGGCGCUGACGCUUGAGGCGCUCAAGGCCGGCAUCCGGUUCCGCCCGGCCAUUGCGCGCGGCUUUCUCAAGGACAUCACCGCCACUCCGCUCGCCCACAUGCACCGCGGCAUUGACCUCUGGAUUCUGUUUGUCAUUGCUUCGCUCGACUCGCGACGCAAGGCCGUCAAGUCGCUCCUUCGCAAAAAGGUCGCCGCGUGCUUCUUCACUCAGCCGCUGCUCUCGGCGGCCAUUGUGGGCCACAGCCCGGCGCUGAAGGAGUACGUCCCGGUCAUGCGCUCGCUCGCCGAAGAGCUCCUCCGCUCGCCGGCGCCCAUCGUGGCCUCGUUUGGCGCUGCUUGGUACAAACUCCUCUUCACCGAGUUUGAAUCGCCGCUUGCCCGGCAAGACAUCUUGGCGUCGAUCAUGACCCACAUCGGCUCGACGUCGUCGUCGGAAGUCACCGCCGCGCUCAACGUGCUUAUCGAUCUGGCGGCAGCGCCGACGACCGGCCGCUCCAUGCGCUCGUUUGUGCCGUUUUUCAAGGGCAUGCUCGACUACCUCUUCACCCAGCCAAAUGUCCAUGUUCGCCUCCUCUUCCAGCUCUUUACCCUGCUGGCGGUUGGCGCGCCCAUCGGCGCAGGCGCGCCUCUGGCUCGGAGCGCAAGUGGUGCCAAUGCAGGCGCCCCGUCGUCGGUCUCGUCGUCGGCGUCGUCGGUGGCGUCGGGGCGGACGCCAUCGGCCGGCCCAGGCACGGUCCCGUGGGAAUCUGCGCUCCGUGACGAGCUCUUGAUCAUCAUCCGCAAGCACGUCUCCAACCCGGCCGCCAAGUUUAAGCGGAUCGGCAUUCUCGGAGCGGUUGCGCUCAUUGCGGCGCUGGCGCCGUACACGGCGACCGAGCCUGGCCCGCCGCGGCUCGACGAGGCCUCGCUCCAUACCGAAGCCUUCUCGGGCGUCCGGCGCGAGAUUGUCCUCAUUCUUUCCAUGCUCAAGGCGCACACAGCGUCGUUCCCGUCGGCGUAUGCGUUUAUGUGCGACGAGAUGAGCGCUCUGCUGGUCCGGGGGCGGCUCCCGCGCGACCUUGUCUUUUACAUCUCCUCGGAGCUCUCGUCGGUGGUGUUUGAGACCAAGUUUGUGAUUGACAACACGGCCGAGGCCAUGCCCAAGCCGAGCCUUGGUCUUGUUCCGGCGCGGCGGCUCAACCUCGACGUCAACGCGGCGACCGGCGAGUCGACGGCCGAGGUCGCCAUCGCCGUUCUCAACCACCAGCUUGCUCCGGAUCCUGCUGCCCGCGAAGUUCUGGUCGGCCUCUGCUCCGAGUUCCGCCUUCUUCACGUCUGCGAGCGCUCGCUGCAGGCCGGCUCGAUGGAGGAGAUUGACGCCAUCCUCGGAUGCCCGCUUGUUCUCUUUGACACCUCGGCGCUCGACGCCUUUGACCAGCUCUCGAUUGCGGCCAAAGAUGCCAUCCUCCUCACUCUCUUCCAGGGCAUCAACUGGUGCCGCGAGCUGCUCAACGCGUUUGCGCCGCCGGCGUCGGCGCCGUCGGCAGGAACCAAGGCCAAGGUCGCCGCCCGUCUCGCUAACAUGCUUGAGCUCACUUCGUCGCUGCUCCCGCUGCUCCCACUCCACCCGGUCACCUUUCCGGUCAUCGGGCGUGUCAUGGAGCUCGAGGACGAGUCGGGCGCAGGAUCGAGCUCGGUGACCAGCGGCAAGUCCGGGAGCGGCAAGGGCAAGGCGUCCAAGGGCAAGAGCAAGGCUUCGGCGUCGGCUGCAGCCGCAGGCAGCAUGACAGUCGCCCUCCCGCCGCUCUGGCUUGCAUCAUCGGGCUUUGCCAGUCUCUCGCUCUUCCUCCGCGAGCUCGACAUGUCGGUCUUUUCGCUCCUCUCGUUCUCGGCCUUUGUGGUCUUCCCGCUUGCGGCGCUCGACGCUGACCGUGCGGCAGGGAUGGGCGUGAGCCUCGCCUCGCAGCCGCAUCUCCUCCAUGUCCUCCUCUCGGACCUCCUUGCCAAGAUCAAGCACAUGCUCCCAGCGCGGUCGGCGUCGGGCAGGGUCGGGCCUGCGCUUCCGCCGGGCUUUGGCUCGGCAGCGCCUUCGUGGGAGACCGCGCACGCCUUUGCCAACGUCGAUGCCAUGGGUCGCGAUGCGUUCUUUGGUGCCACGGUGGCGCUCAUCCCCGCCCUCUGCGAGCACCUCGAGCGGCUCAACUCGUUCCUCGCUCUCGAUCCCGAGAGCCUUGCAAGCCUCGCACCGCAUCUGGAGUCUGACGCCGGUGCGGCGCAGGCGAGGGCGAUGGCCGCUCACCUCCUGGUCCUCCUCCUCAACAUCUUUGAGUCGCUUUUCCUCUACCACGCGCUUGUGGAGCAGGGCGCGCGGGCAUCGCUGGCGACGCUGCUUGCGGUGCCAGCGACGCGGAUUGCGCCACACGCGGCGGUCGGGCUUGGGCUCGACUCGCCGGUAGCGAGCGGCGAGGGCACGGUGGCGGAACCUGAGGCAGCGCGGCUCUCAGCACUUGUUGGCGCCGCCUUUGACUACUUUUCUAACAUCGGCGCCGCGCCGGCUUCGCACUCGCUCUGCUCGCCACUCAUCGCGCUUCUCACGGCGCUGGCGACGCUCGAGCCGGGCUCGGAGCUCCUUGCGCGAGUCUCGACGCUUGCAGGCGCGUUUCUGGCGCGGCAAUGGGAUGGGGAGCCUGCACUCCGCUCGGAGCUAAUUGCCUCGCUCCUCACGGCGUACAUUCGUGAGUCGUCAACACCAGUGACAAUCAUCCACGAGGUGGUGACGACCCACAUCGGCGGCUUUGUGAGCACAAGCGGCGACGAUGGCGAGGUCAUGCCAGCGCUGACCAAGACCUCGCUCCCGGUCUUCUUCCGAGUCGUGCUCACGGAGCUUGUGGCGAACCUCGGGGUAGAGCCGCUGGCGGCGCGCGAGUCGGCCGAGUCGAUCCCGGAGCGGCUGCAGCGGGUGGAGAUCCUUGUGCGUGCGUUCUCUGUCCUGGCCAAGGCGACCAAGGUUUUUACCUCGCGGCCGUACCUGUUGCCAAUUCUCAAGCACGGGACGACGUUUGCAGCCAAGAUGUCCAAGCACAUCACGGCGCUCGCGCCGUGCUUCCGGAUAUAUGUCGGCGAGAUCCAGACGGUCGUCAAGUGCAUGCAAACAUCGACCCGAAUUCUGCAGGCCAUCUGCGCCGAGUCCAAGAUCAUGGACUCGCACAAGCUUGGGCGGUUCGUGCCCAGGCUCCGCAAGGAGCUUGAGACGCUCAUCUUCAAGGUCAAGGGCAUGCUCUCGGCCAACAACCUCAUGUCUGCGUUUUGGAUGGGUAACCUCAAGCACCGCAACUUGCUGGGCGAGGUUGUCUCGGACCGCAUCGCGCCGGAACCGUCCGACUCGGACUCGGACGACGAGGAUUCCGACGACGACGAGGAGGACGACGAGGCCGACGACGACGACGAGUAGGCGGUCGAAGCUGUCGUCUGUAAAUGCAUCACACAUUUCCCCU
Thecamonas trahens ATCC 50062 is the source of this 4999-nucleotide messenger RNA. RefSeq lists its product as uncharacterized. Lineage: Eukaryota; Apusomonadida; Apusomonadidae. The coding region runs from base 1 to 4956 and encodes 1651 amino acids. Gene Ontology annotation, cellular component: nucleus; condensed chromosome; WASH complex. The record is from RefSeq and is a predicted model, not a curated record. The transcript has 3 exons. Gene Ontology annotation, biological process: double-strand break repair involved in meiotic recombination; homologous chromosome pairing at meiosis; interstrand cross-link repair. Gene Ontology annotation, molecular function: DNA polymerase binding.